This is a messenger RNA of Diversispora eburnea, 465 nucleotides long. The record is from the annotation of a GenBank genome assembly. NCBI's taxonomy places the organism in Eukaryota, Fungi, Glomeromycota, Glomeromycetes, Diversisporales, Diversisporaceae.
AUGUCAAAUAAUCAACAACAACAACAACAACAAAUUAAUCAAAGUAAUCAUCGUCGUAAAUUUCAUCAUGUAAGAAGAGAUAGUGAAGGAUAUUUGGUACGUAAUAUAUCAUUAGAAGAAAGAGCAAUAAAUUAUGAAAAUUACGAAAAUAAUAUUCAAGAUGAUUUUGAUGAUGAAAAUUAUCCCGAACAUAUAGGAAUUGGUGGUAAUGAUUAUGAUGAAGAAUACGAAUAUGCAUAUGAUUCGAAAAAUUUUAACGAUAAUGAUUACAACAAUAAUUAUAAAAAUAAUUAUAAAAAGAAUAAUAAUUAUAGUAAUAAUAAUAAUUAUAGUAAGAAAAAUAUAAAUAAUAAUGAUAUGGAUGAAAGUGAGGCAAAUUUAGAUGUGGAUUUAGAUGCAAAUAUGAAUACUCCAAAACAACUUGCUCCAUGCAAUACGAAACCUAUUCCAAAUUCUUUCACGUGA